Molecule: messenger RNA, 2053 nt
Organism: Polychytrium aggregatum
Lineage: Eukaryota; Fungi; Chytridiomycota; Chytridiomycetes; Polychytriales
Exons: 6
Coding region: 191-1909 (572 amino acids)
Source: RefSeq, a predicted model, not a curated record
UCCCGGACCAUUCUCCCCACCAACGGGCGUGCAGUAGGUGUGCAUGCAUGGCGUUUGAUGGCGUUCUUCAGCCACACAGACCUGCGUCGCUGUAAUGUCAUUCGUGUCUGCCACCCAGUUGCCUGAGAACUAGGUGGCUCGGUCUCCAUUUGCCAUUUGCCAUUUGCCAUCGGCACUGCACCGCGAAUGAAUGAGGGAUAAAGAGGACGCAAUGUCGGGCCACAGCCGGCGCUUUCGGCAUCCAAUCUAUAUCCACCCGUCCGUCACAAAUUCUCUUCUCACCUCGUUCGUCACAUUCGCCACAUUCGCAGCCUCUCAUUCGUCCCGCCGUCGACCCAACCUCCUGCUUCCGACCCUCUGGAUGUCGCUCCUCUUUGACACGUUCGACUCGAGCUCGCCGGACCUGUUUUUCGACGAUUUUAUCGAGUCGCUGAGCCCCCUCUCGACCGAUGUCACGCACCAGUUCUCGUCCAUAUCCACCCUCAAUCGGUCCUAUACCAAAUGCAAGUCUCGUCUGGGCAAACUCAAGGACCAGUAUCUCUCGACGCUGCAGUACGAAGUCGAGUUCCCGGAUGCCCCGGACGACAAGUCGCCUCUGCAAAGGGAGCUCCUGGACUCGAUCGAGUCGGAUUAUCUGAGAAAGUUUGAGGAAGCCAAGCGCAUCUCGUCCGAGAAAAUCGAUCUCUGCCAGAAGCUGCUGGACCUGGUCAACAAGCAGACUCUCCAAGUCGAGGCGGCGUGCCAGUACAUGGUUGCAAUGACAAAGUCGGGCGAAGCCGAUGGCGGGUCCUGGGGCGACCUCGGGUCGCUGACGCCGUUCAAGAAGCGGAUGGACGUGCCGACAGGAACAACCCCGUUGAAGCGCAAGCAUACCCACGACGACGGCGAACUUUACUCGCUAACGCCACCACGCAAGCACUCUGCUUCUCACUCUGGCUCUCGCAAGUCUCACAGCCCUGGUGAUGGCCUGCCCAAGCACCUGCGACAGACUCUGUCGCCCCGAAAAACAACGCAACCCGGCGACCAUUUCGAUGAAAUCCAAGAAGACGAAGCGCCGUACUGUCUCUGCCGUGGCCAGUCUUAUGGCGAUAUGGUCGGAUGUGACAAUCCGGAUUGCCCCAUCGAGUGGUUCCAUCUGUUUUGCGUUGGCCUUUCAGCCGUUCCCGAGGGCAAGUGGUACUGCACGCCGUGUCUGCUGGCCGGGCAUGGACGUCCCCAGCGCAUGGAAUCGCAGAGCGAGCCCAGGUCAGCCGGUGGCAGGGACUCGACGGUACGUGCAGACGCAAGCGCGAAUGCGAUCGCGCAAGCGGCCGAGGAGACAGUAUCCUUGGACAGUGGCACCAAGCUUCCGGAUAGUGCCCAACCCGAUGCCGCCAAGUCAGCAACACAGCCGAUCAAGAAGCCCGAGAAGAAGCGCGGUCGCAAAUCCAAAGCCGAGCUAGCAGCGGCAGCAGCAGCGGCGGCGGCGGCGGCAGCAGCAGCAGCAGCAGGGACAACGAUAGAUCAGCCUGUUGCCAUGACACUGGACGGUGCCGCUGCGGCUACCGGCUCUGCAAGUGCGUCACUGGAUCCUGCGUCCGGCGACGGUGAAUCCGCAGGGGCUGAGAAGCCACCGAUGCCGAUCACGCCAAAGACCAAGAGCGCUAGGCGGCCGAUCAUCACGCUCACUGUUGGCAAAGAUGGCUCGAGCACCAAGAAGGCGCUCCAGAUCAAGCUGCCGGUCCGGUUGGGGCGGCCACCAAAGGCGCCAUCGUCGGCCGCGGCUGACGAGACAGAGACCGAGUCCAGCCGGACGCUCUCAGACAGGCCCCAAACCGAAGAAGCGCACGAAACUGAAUCCUCCACGAUGCAUACGGAAGGCAGUGAGACUGUGGCGUCGACGUGUGGAGCGACGGACAACACCGCGUGAAUGCCGAGCGACGAACGGAUGCAAUCGCGGAUGUCCCAUGUCCCAUGUACAUGUUUUGCCCCCGUCGCCCUCCUGGUGCGUGGACCGUGAUGAGCGCGGCGAGGACAAUGGCGCGAUGCGAAUAUAGCUGUCUCUUUCAAACCA